AUGCUCAGCAAACUCACGACACAAAUCGCACUGCGGAAAGCCGGGUUAGGCGGUAUCAAGAUCCCGGACCCGUUUGCUGGGAAUGAUUCGAAGAGCGCAAAGGGUGCUCAGGAUUCAGAAGGAGGAGCGGGCCUGUCAAAUCCCUUCGCCAACGUCAAAUGGGGUGCACCCAAGGCCUUUGCAUCCUGGACUACUCUCCCACCAACUCAGAAUCCAAUUCAGGCAGUGCCAGUAGCAGGUGACAGGGCCCAGUCUGGCGUGAAGCUCCGGUUUCCUGCAGUCGAUGGGAGACCUUGCAUUCUAUUGUUCUUGAGAUAUUGUGGCUGUCCUUUUACGGAGAAGCUAUUCCUUCACCUGCGAUCGUUAGCGAAUCGGCACACCUCAAUACACUUCGUCAUCGUAUCACACUGCACAAAAGCUGCCACCGAGGAAUGGCUCAAGAAGCUAGGGGGACCAUGGAUGUUGGAUAUUAUCGUAGAUGAGAGCCGGGAACUAUACGCUUUGUGGGGGCUGGGUAUGUCAAAUUGGGGCCAUCUGCUUAAUCCGAGGAAUGGCUACAGCCAGUACAUGCUUGGCAAGAAAGAAGGCGUAUGGGGACAACAAGUCGGAGAAGGGGGCUGCAGAUGGCAGACGGGGGGCGCAUACGCCAUCGACGGGCGGGGCAUAGUCAAGUGGGUGUAUCCCAUGAAGAGCGUUGACGAUCAAAUCCCGUUAGAGGAAGGUAUUAAAGAGCUUGGUAUUAUUCGUUGA
Molecule: messenger RNA, 750 nt
Organism: Ascochyta rabiei
Lineage: Eukaryota; Fungi; Ascomycota; Dothideomycetes; Pleosporales; Didymellaceae
Exons: 2
Coding region: 1-750 (249 amino acids)
Source: RefSeq, a predicted model, not a curated record